CAAAUAGCUAAUACUAAUUUAUAUUGUUCUAAAACUUUAAAUAAAACACCUUCGCAGUUGAAAAAUGAAUUCAGAAAAAAUAUGUGAUAUUAGUGAUGAAAUAAUUAAUAAAUUUAAAAAUAUUAAACAAAUCCUAAUUCAAGAUUUUAGUAUUAAAGAAAAAGAGGUUUGGCUUAAACAUAUAAAAAGUAAUAUUAAGUUAUGUAACAAAGCUAUUCGAAACUCUGACGUUUCAAUUGGAUCAUUACGAAAAUUACAAACAAAUUUAGGUCAUUUAAAAGUUUUUCAAACAUCUAUUCAGAAUUUAAGCCAAAAUCAUGUAGGAAAAGGGCUAGGUACUAAAAAAAAUAAAAUAUCUGGCCGAGUAAAAUGGAUGGAUUUAUGUUCUGCAUUUAAAGGUAGAGUUAGAACUGGUAUUAUAAUAAAUUUGAAACAUAAAGAUUUAGGACAGUUUUUAACAGAUUCUCAAAUACUAUUUUCAAAUCGAAUAAAAAAAAUGUUAAAAACUAUGAAUACACUUAAAGUUAAUUGCUGUUUUUGUGGAGAGUUUUUAAAACAGGGUAUAGACCAAGAUAAAACAGAUUUUAAAUAUUUUAAUACUGCUAAUGCUAUAAUAGAUGAAGGAACAGAUAUUAGCGACUGGUUUCAAAACAAUAUAGAGGAUAAAAUUAAUAAUAAAUUGUCUGAAUUUAGUGAAAAAGAUAGCGGGUGGGCUUUAUCAAAAAUUAUUUCACUAGAAGUUAAUAUUAAUAAAUUUGAAAUGGGUAAUGGAGGUUCAUCUUAUAUUAAAUUGCCAAAACAAAUUGAAAAUAAAAAAGCAUGCGUAAAUAUUCAAAAUAAUGAUAAUGCAUGUUUUUAUUGGGCUAUUGUAAGUGCUUUAUAUCCGGUUAAUCAAAAUAUAACAAGACCUUCUUCUUAUAUACAUUAUAAUAAAGUUCUUAAAACUGAUAAUUUUGAAAUGCCAAUGAUAAUUAAGAAUGUUUCUAAAUUUGAGAAACUAAAUGAUAUAUCUGUAAAUAUAUAUAUGUUAGAAUUAGGCCAAAAAGAAAACAAAACAUUUUACACAGUACUUCCUGCAAGGUUAACGACUUCAAAAUUAGUAAAACAUGUAAAUUUACUUUUGAUUCAAAAUAUUUAUUAUCGUAAAAUCAAAGAUUAUGAAGCUCUACCCAAGAAAACAGAAAACACAGAUAUUAAAUACCAUUAUUGUUGGAUUAAAAGUAUGUCUAGAUUAUUAAGUAAUCAACUAAGCAAAAAAGGUCAUAAAAAAUUUAUAUGCGAUAGAUGUUUAAAUUAUUUUAGUUCUCAAGACAAAUUGAAUACCCAUUCAAUCUUUUGUGAAAAACGGAACAACUGUAAAAUUUCUUUUCCUAAAGAUAUGACAGUUAAAUUUCAAGAUUUUGUCUACAAACAGAAAGUUCCUUUUAUUGUUUAUGCUGAUUUUGAAACAAUGUUGAUACCUUAUACAGAUAAAUCAAAUUUACAUAUAAACACUCAUAAGUAUCAACAUCAUAAACCUUACAGUGCAGGGUAUUAUUUAAAAUGUGAUUAUGAUAAUAAUCUUUCAUAUUAUAAGAGCUAUGAAGGAAUUGACUGUAUGGAUUGGUUUGCAAAACAAAUGUCAUAUUUAGCCAAAAAAAUUUAUUCUAAAAUAAAAAAUAUUGAGCCUAUAACAGAAAAUCCUGAUAUAAAUUCCACAAAUUGUCAUAUUUGCGAAAAGCCAUUUUCUAUAGAUGACGUCAUUGUUCGUGACCAUAACCACUUUACUGGCCAUUUUCGAGGAUUUGCACAUCAAUUAUGCAACUUACAUUUUAUGAAAAAAUUUGUUGUACCAAUCGUGUUUCAUAACUUAUCAGGUUAUGACAGUCAUUUUAUUAUUAAAGACCUUGCCCGACGAGGUAAAAUUAGUUUAUUACCAAUAAAUAAGGAAAAAUAUAUUUCUUUUACAUUAUUCGAUUCAGAUACAGAAAUUAAAUUUAGAUUUAUUGACUCUUUAAGAUUUAUGGGUGCUUCCUUAGAUGAGUUAGCAUCUUCACUACAAAUUGGAGAUUUACAGAAUCUAAAUAAUGAAUUUAAGGAUUUAGAACCAGAAACAUUUAGUCUGAUUACUCGCAAAGGAGUAUUUUGUUACGACUAUGUAGAUAGCAUAGAGAAAUUAAAAGACACUGAAUUGCCUAAUAUUGAUAGUUUUUUUAAUAGAUUACUAAAUUCAAAUAUUACUGAUUCUCAAUAUGAGCAUGCAAAAAUGGUCUGGAAAGCUUUUAACAUUAAAAAUUUAUCAGAGUAUAGUCAGUUGUAUUUGAAGACGGAUAUAAUGUUACUUGCAGACGUAUUUGAGACGUUUAGAGCUACUUCUAGAGAAACAUAUGGCUUAGACCCUGCAUGGUAUUAUACUAUGCCAGGGUACACCUGGAGCUGUAUGUUGAAAUAUACAAAAAUUGAAUUAGAAUUAUUAGAUAGUGUAGAUAAAAUAAUGUUUAUCGAAGAUGGGUUAAGAGGUGGAAUAAGUCAGUGUUGUAGUAGAUUUUCGGAAGCAAAUAACAAAUAUCUUCCGAAUUAUAAUCCAACAAAACAAUCGAAAUAUUUGCUUUAUUUAGAUGCAAAUAAUCUUUAUGGGUGGGCUAUGUCCGAAUACCUUCCUUAUGGAGGAUUUGAGUGGACUGAUACUAAUAUUGAUGUAACAACUAUACCAGAUGAUUCUCCAAUCGGAUAUAUGUUAAAAGUAGACCUUGAAUAUCCCGAAAAUAUUCAUGAUCUUCAUAAAGAUUUACCUUUUUGCGCUGAACGCAGAAUUCCUAAAAAUUCAAAGUUACCUAAAUUAAUGACCACUCUGUAUCCUAAAAAGAACUAUGUUAUUCAUUAUCGCAAUUUAAAGCAAGCGAUAGAAAAUGGUCUAGUAUUAAAAAAAAUUCAUACUGUGUUAAAAUUCAAACAGUCUGUUUGGAUGAAAUCUUACAUUGAGCUAAAUACUCGUUUGAGGGCUCAAGCUGUAACUGAGUUUCAAAAAAACAAUUACAAACUCAUGAAUAACGCUGUGUUUGGUAAAACUAUGGAAAAUAUUAGAAAGCACCGUCUCAUACGCAUCAUAUCAGAAUGGAAUGGCAGAUAUGGAGCAAAAAAUAUGAUAUCAUGUCCACAGUUUCACAGUCGCGCUAUUUUCGACGACAGUUUAAUGGCAAUCGAAUUACAAAAAACUGAAAUAGUUUUCAACAAACCACUUUACGUAGGCAUGACAAUUUUGGAUAUAUCAAAAACUUUAAUUUAUAAAUUUCAUUACGAAUUCAUGCUAGAAAAAUUUUCAACAGAUCAAAUUAAGUUAUUGUAUACAGAUACUGAUAGUCUUUUAUAUGAAAUAACUUGCAAUGAUGUAUAUGAGGAAAUUAUUAAGGCUAAUAUCAGUAAAUUUGAUACAAGUGACUAUGAUCUAAAUAAUGUUUACAAUAUGCCUUUAGCUAAUAAAAAAAUUGUUGGUUUAAUGAAAGAUGAAACAAAGGGAAAAAUUAUUACUCAUUUUGUAGGACUUAGAUCUAAAAUGUAUUCUUUUAAGCUUCAUGUAACGGAAAAAGAAAAAGACCAAGAACAAAAUAAAUUAAAACAAAAACAAUUAGAUGAAAUUACAAUUCAAAAAACUAUAAAGAAUAUUGGUGUAACAAAAAAAUCUAAAGGUGUUAAAUAUGACGUUGUAAAAAAUAAAAUAACUUUUGAUGAUUAUUUACAUUGUUUAGAGGAAAAUAAAAGUAUAUCUGAAACACAGCGUAAUAUCCUUUCUUUUGCUCACAAUGUUUUUAGUGUAGAACAAACUAAAAUAGUUUUAAAUCCUAAUGAUAAUAAAAGACACCUAAUAGCUAACAGUUAUGACACACUUCCUUUAGGUCACUAUAGUAUUAUGGAAUAACUUAGUAUUACAUAAUUAUGCAAUUUUAACUGAUUUUAUUAAAUUUUACCAUUUUAUGAUGUAAAUUUAGCUUUUAAUUAUUAAAUAAAAAUAUUAAAAUAUAACAUGUGUUAAUUAAUUUAAAUUAGUUGAAUGAAAAAAGAAAUGUUAUUUUUCACUAAUUCAAAUUUAAUAUCUAUAAAUAUAUUGAGAAAAAAUAAAAGUAUAUUUUUAUUAUGAAACUUAAGACAGAACUUGUAUUAGUAGUAAAUACAAUGUCAUAUAAUCUUACUUCAAUAAUGUUGAUUUUAGUAAUACAUAUUAUUCUCUUAAACAAAGAGUAUAACAAUGUUUAAUGUUCUAUAUAA
Psylliodes chrysocephalus is the source of this 4242-nucleotide messenger RNA. NCBI's taxonomy places the organism in Eukaryota, Metazoa, Arthropoda, Insecta, Coleoptera, Chrysomelidae. The record is from the annotation of a GenBank genome assembly.